AGGCAUAAUAAGCAUGCUCUAAGCUGUAAGAGGCCCACUUUCUCAGUUUCCAUUUUGGCUACAUUAUUAUACAAUUUCACACAUUUCGUUAGCAAUUGAAGGGCUAAAAACUUCAUCAAAUUACUGAAUCGUCCGUUCCAUUUUUUGGACCGUCGCGGGAAUCCAUGGGAAUAUUGAGCGCAGUAAGCUCAAACUUACGCAGAAAUCAGUUCUCUAGUUCACAACGAUGGAAAUCAAUAAGUAGAACAAUUUAUCUUCUACUGAAGCCAGUGGCUGCUCUGUUUAUUUGCCAAACUUUGGUCCUUAUUCGGCCUUUGAGCAGGAAUAUUGGUAGUUACCCGUUUCUCAUAAUCACCAUACAGACGCUGUUUUAUCCUAUUCAAGCCACAGUGGGUGGUCAAGUAGAAGUAAUAUACGAAUCUUUAUUAGGCACUGUUAUUGGUUUAGGUUGGGCUGUGGGUUCUAAGUUUUUGGCAGUGGUUGCGAAUCGUAACGGCUAUUCAGGUGCAGCCGUUUUGGCAAUUUUUCUUACCAUAGGGUCUUUCAUAUCAGGUUAUAUCCGUAGUCGAUAUGGGUUUCGAAGUAUGUGUAUUAUAUGGAUUUUCAUAGAUUGCUUUUUAAUGACCAUCGAUCCUCACGGAGAGAGUGUUCCUUCUUCCUUCUAUACAAGCCUUGUUUAUCCUUCUUUGAUAGCAGCAGGAGUGGUAUUUUUGGUUUCAAUAUUUAUUCCCCCAACCAGAAUGGCAUCGGAUUUAGUAGGAAAUUCAGCGCUAUCAUAUAUGGAUGAAUUGAUGAAUUGCUUGGAUGGGUGUCUUCAAGGAUUCUUUCCUUCAGGAGAUACUUCCUCCAUUUCUUACUCCUCGUCAGAAGAAUUUCGCCUUACUGUUUACCGUACUGUUCUUCGAGACCGUCUCAAUAAGUUUAGCACAGAUCUUCGAAAUUCUCAGUUUGAAUUGAAUUUUUCUUUUAUCCCUAUUGGUGUCCUUAAAGACCUAGAAGGUGUACUACAGCGUACAUCUCUUACUAUGUCUGCGAAUGUUGCUGCUUGUAUAUCCCUGUACAGAGCAUUCAACUUUAGUCGUUAUCAAAAUCAUACCGAAAAAAGGGUUUUUGAAUCGAGCUCCUAUUCUUUGAAGGAUGCUUUUGAUGGACUAGACUCCGAUUUGUUUACGCCGCAUUUUCGCUUACGAGGGAAUCCUACUCUUCAUUCGAACCUUCGACCGCAAUCAAGCAAAGAUAUUUUCAAAACAUACCUCGAUUAUUUUUCACAGAAUGUGAGCGAUAUUUCUAAACGUGUCAUGGCUUCUUUGCAAAUAUCCCGUAGUGUUUUGCUAUGGUUAAUUUCGGCGUCGAAGGAGGUUUCAGACGAACAAAUAUUGGAGCAUAUAUCGUCUUUAAGUGAAGAAAAUAUGAAGGAAAAUGAGACUAUUAGAAAUGCUAUUAAAAUGGCAUUUGAAUUUAGUAGAAAUAAUCGAACUUUUACUGGUCUGUACAGGUUCGCUGCUGAUGAAGAUGUAUUUACCAUUUCAUAUUACAUUUUCAACCUUUUUGAAGUUGCAAAAGAGACGAGGAAUCUAUUGAUUCAGUUACUGUAUCUGAAAAGAUUUCGCACAAAACGACGGAAGUUUUAUUUCCAUACGUUCAGCAUGCUUAAAGAAAGAGGAAGAAAUCACGAUGAGCUUCACGUUUUCUCUACUCCUUUUGUCUCUCAAGAUGCACCCGAUAGCGGGGAUCCUGUUGAAGAAUUAGUAGCUCGUGGAGAAGAACACAAUUGGGAGGAUACUAGUAAAGACACGGAAAUUCUGAAUUAUAGAGGAAGGAUUAAAAAAAGAUUGCAGGGAUUUCGUGCUCUAUUAUGGAAAGUGAGCCACUGGCUUAUACAGUCGAAAGACGUAAAGUAUGGUCUUAAAAUGGCUGCUGGAAUUAGUUUACUAAGUAUAGUAGCCUUUCAAAAAUCCACGGCUCAUGACUAUGGAAAAUGGGAUGGACAAUGGGCACUUAUCUCUACGUUGUUCGUGUUGGAAGUCACUGUUUCUGCUACAUUGCGUGUUGGAUUCUUUCGAGCUUUGGGAACUUUGUCUGGUGCAGUUUAUGCUUAUGUCGCAUGGGAAAUUAGUCGUGGUUGGAGUUAUGUUAUCGCUUCCCUUACUUUUUUGGUGUCUUGGGUAUCUUGUUAUAUCAUGUUUUGUACGAAAUAUUCUGGUGUUGCGACUGUUUUUAACAUUACGUUUCCGCCGAUUUUGUAUGGGGCUUAUUUGGGAAAUAAAAGCUCUACAUUCCAUUUGGCUGUAUUUCGGUUUCUGGAUGUGAUUGUUGGUAUUGGUAUGGCUAUUGUGGUAAAUAUCGUAGUUUUCCCAUAUCUUGCUCGGCGAGUUCUCAUCAAAGAAGUUGCAAAAGCUUGUAAAUUAAGUUUAAAACUAUACAACACAAUGUCGGAAUAUAUGCUGAGUUCGACUCAUCAUGCGAGCACAAAUUUGUGCGAUGAUAUGGAGAAUCAAAUUGUGUUUCAUUUGUCAAAAGCGACUGAUCUUUUAUUGCUUACAAAUAUGGAGUUUCGACUAAAAGGACCUUUUCCAAGCAAACUCUUUGGGCAAUUAAUUGACAAACUUAGUGUUAUGACUGGACGUUUGGUGAUUUUGAACAAGGUGAGAGCACGAUUUGGGCCUUAUCUUUAUCAAGAAGUUGUAGAGAAUGUCAUUCGGUAUCGAAAAAGUUUGAUUGCUUCGAUUUCGCUAACAAUGUAUAUUCUAUCUCACAGUAUAAUGGUAAAAUCACCGGUACCCUAUUUCUUACCGUCUUCGCGAAACGCUCAUUGGAAUUUGCGACAAGCUAUUAUGAAAGAUAUUCAAAUUAAAAGUGGCUACAAUAGUGAUAAUCCAGACGAAACAUACGUUUCUGAAGAAUCCAGCCCAACUGCGUUGUCAGCGGCUUUAUGGCUGCAUGGCAAUGAAGGGGUGUUGUAUUACUAUGCUGAGUGCCAAGUGAUUGAGGAAAUUGUCAAUGACUUGGAAGAUUUGUUAUUGCUGGUGAAGCGAAUUAACGGAGAAGAAAAGAAGCCCAGAGUCUGGAACGAAAAGUUGUAAAUGAAAAGGUGUGUUUAGUGAAGCCUUUUUUCUCUUUUUCGCCUUUUACUUUUCCCUUUGUUUUGGCUAAUUGGAAAGGUGGUAGUAUGUUUUGCUUUCGUUUUUGUUGGAUAUAUGUGUAGGUAAAAAUGUGUAUACAAAUAAAUGAAUGGAAUUUUCAUAAUUAGGAAACAUAUGGUCGUGUACUACGCUGCACAUCUUGUUAAAUCACCUCUUUCAGAGAAGCGACGAAUAGACCUAGUAAAGCAAUUUUA
Molecule: messenger RNA, 3337 nt
Organism: Schizosaccharomyces octosporus yFS286
Lineage: Eukaryota; Fungi; Ascomycota; Schizosaccharomycetes; Schizosaccharomycetales; Schizosaccharomycetaceae
Exons: 1
Coding region: 165-3083 (972 amino acids)
Biological process (GO): malate transport
Source: RefSeq, a predicted model, not a curated record